AUGAGCCCCAUUGAGUUACCUCCAUCGACUUCCGAGGAAGCAGACAGGAGGCAAUCGCAUGACUAUCCGAACAUGACGAAAGGCAACCCAAUACAAGAAAAGGUGUUUUACCACCAAUUCUUCCCCUCUCCAACACCCAGCACACACCCCAUUGUUUCCAGAGACAUCGGCGUAAGCCGCUAUCGAAUUGCUUCUAUGGCGGCGCGUUUCCGCAGUGCCUGGCUUGGUACUUCGGUUUUACCCGAAGCGCAGGGUGUCCGGGGACUUUCUCCCAAAGCAAAAUUGGAAAAGGGAGCGAGGCUUCCUUUUGUGUGUGAGCUUUGA
Molecule: messenger RNA, 324 nt
Organism: Penicillium mononematosum
Lineage: Eukaryota; Fungi; Ascomycota; Eurotiomycetes; Eurotiales; Aspergillaceae
Exons: 2
Coding region: 1-324 (107 amino acids)
Source: RefSeq, a predicted model, not a curated record